Pygocentrus nattereri (red-bellied piranha) is the source of this 2932-nucleotide messenger RNA. RefSeq names its product syntrophin, gamma 2 (gene sntg2). NCBI's taxonomy places the organism in Eukaryota, Metazoa, Chordata, Actinopteri, Characiformes, Serrasalmidae. Gene Ontology annotation, cellular component: dystrophin-associated glycoprotein complex; intracellular anatomical structure. The coding region runs from base 421 to 2040 and encodes 539 amino acids. Gene Ontology annotation, molecular function: protein binding; structural molecule activity. The transcript is spliced from 17 exons. The record is from RefSeq and is a predicted model, not a curated record.
AGCCCGCUUGCCUUAGAACGGAACGGCGUCUACAACUUAAGACAGCGGUGUAACGGAUUCGGAGGGACAGUCGAAACUUCAUCUACUGCGUGAACUAUGUUUCUUUUAAAUCAUUUUUCCUGUGUAUUUCACUAAAUCACUUCUGGUGGAUGUCCUUAAAAGCUGGCACCGUUCAAGUAACCUUAGUGCACCGUGUAGCUUGACGCUUUUUUUCAUUUUUUUUAAACCUGACAAGUUAGCCGUUUGUACGACUGAAUUCCUCUCUCUAAACGGGAUGAGCGGGAGAUGCUCGGGUUUCUCCUUCUUCUGCAGUGCACGGAAAGACGACCACGGUGAACCUCGUUAACCGGGUAAUACUGGAUAAAUGACUGAGCAAAGUGUGUUUGACUCCAGCGGACUAAGCCAGCGGCUGCAUGGGAAAUGAACGUGGCCGGCAAACAUCAACCCGAUCUGUUAGAGCGACCUGCUAGCCUUUUAGUACCAACAUGGACAAAAACUGGACUGGCCCUGCUGUAUGACGAAGACACCAAUAAUACCUAUGAUAUCCGUUUGAAGUUAACAAAAGAAAUGUUGACCAUACAGAAACAAGAUGUGGUCUGCAUAGGCGGUGGUGCACAUCACUUAAACCACAGAACUGUUGUACUCCGAAGACAGGCAACUGGAGGCCUUGGUCUGAGUAUCAAAGGAGGAGCUGAGCAUAAAGUGCCUGUGGUCAUUUCGAAGAUUUUCAAAGAUCAAGUAGCGGAUCAGACAGGAAUGCUGUUUAUCGGCGAUGCCGUGUUACAGGUCAAUGGCAUUAAUGUGGAGAAGUGCACACACGAAGAAGUUGUUCAUCUCUUACGAACUGCUGGAGAUGAAGUUACCAUCACUGUGAGGUACCUCAGGGAGGCACCAGCCUUUUUAAAGCUCCCAUUAGGCUCUCCAGGACCAUCCAGUGAUCAAAGUAGCAGAGCAUCUUCUCCUCUUUUUGACAGUGGUUUACAUUUAAAUGGGAACUCAAGCAACACAGCUCCGUCUUCGCCCUCCUCACCCUCGGCUAAUGAACCAAAGUACGAGAAGCGCUGGCUGGAUGCCGUCUCCCUCCCCCUGUCCAUGGCCCGAGUCUCUAGACACAAAGCUGGAAGCGAUAAAUUAAGGUCAAAUAGUUUUGAAGUAUUUGCCUUAGAUGGAGUAUGCACCAAUGUUCUACAGUUUUGCACUGCAGCCGAAAGCACAGAUUGGCUUCAAGCAAUAUCAACCAAUAUCAAUGAUCUGACCCAGGAGAGUAUAAAAACAGCAAACAAAUUCUAUUCUCCUGAUGAGCAGAUCAUCCAUAUGGGUUGGGUCUGUGAGCACCUUCACGGGAGUGAUGCCAACCAGAUUCAAAACUACAAGUUUCUGGCAUUGAAAGGAUCCUCUCUCUUCAUUCUCAGGGGCCCUCCUGCUAGCGCGUCAGACUGGGCUCAAGCCGAGGCCACAUUUAACCUCUGUGAGGUUCUCUUUAAGGUUCAUAAGCUGUGGAUAGCGGAGGACUGCUGGAUUCAGAUGAAGCUGUACCCAGGCCUGCAGCAGGACUGUGAGUUGCGGGACAAUGAGCCUUUCUGCUUCAGUGUACUGGUGGGUCACGGGCAUAGCCACUGCUUUAGUGUGGAGUUGGGCACAGAGCUGGCGCUCUGGGAGAAGGCCUUCCAGAGAGCCGUAUUCAUGGAGGUGCAGAGAGUAGGGUCAAAAACCUACAUGUGCAGUAGCCAAGGGAAGAUACUGUGCUUUACAAUUGACUUUGAAUCCGGCUUCUCUUGUUCAGAGAGCAUUUCAAAGAAAGUCAUUUGGAGAUAUAAAUUCUCUCAGCUAAAGGGUUCCUCUGAUGAUGGAAAGACAAGAGUGAAACUCUUAUUCAAGAACUCGGAAAGCAAACAGAUAGAAAUGAAGGAGCUGGAGUUUGCUAACCUGACGGCUGUUCUUCACUGUAUCCACUCCUUCAUCGCUGCCAAAGUGGCCUCAGUGGACCCGCUCUUUGUCAACAAUCAAACCAUCACACGAAAGUACAUGUACAACAGCUAGGAGUACAAGUGUUGUCAAGAACACGUACCAUCUCGUCUGUGGAUUCAGUCUGCUAUUUUAUGCACAAUAUCUAUGAAUAUAUCUAGUUCUUGUUAUUUUUAUAUGACUCUUAUAAACCAAGAACGAUGUAAAAAAAACAUGAAAAAAAACUUUUGGACUAGAUGAUAUUUUGACAUGCAUUGAUUAACGGUUUGGUACUCAACUUCAAUAUGUUCAUUGAUCUGCUUCAAAUCAGUUUAUGUUGAUCAUGUAGCAAAGCAAAUGUUCACAUGUGGUAUAUGGCAUUAUGAGUUUGUUAAUGCAUGCAUUGCAUUUAACAAUUUACAGACUAAAACGGGUGAACCUGGGAAGAACUUAAAGUUAUAUAUGAACUCAAUUUGUAUUUAACUUCUGUCUCUGUCUCUUUCUUUAAGGGUAUCAACUAAUGGGUUUCACUGAAACUGUAUACAGGUGCAACUCUUGAAAAAGAUUUUUCACAAUUAUGAACUCCAUCUUACUUCAAAUAUUAUUUUGAAGUAAUACUGAUGUAUAUUAAAAUUUGCAGACAUCAAAAAUCAACUGAAACAAGGCCUCAACUUAAACAUUUUUUAUUCUUUCGGCAUGAUCUCAAAACUAUUAAAUUUUGUAAUCAAUGUCCAUAGUUUUUAUUUUCUUUUAAAUCUGAAAUACCUUAAUUAUAACCACAUCACACAGAUUUGUAGUGUAGCUGUAAGAUAAUUGUUUAAUUGAACAGUAAUUAGAUCAUGUAGGGUAGCCAACAGCUGUCCUAAGAAAUUUUCUUCUUUUUUCUAAUCUGUGAUAAAACUGAAGGCCCCUCAUUUGCAGCUCUGUUCUGUAUGGUGUUAUCCACUACCUUUCCAAAUAAAGGAACAGUUAAUGAACUGUUGACAAA